Molecule: messenger RNA, 2129 nt
Organism: Fomitopsis serialis
Lineage: Eukaryota; Fungi; Basidiomycota; Agaricomycetes; Polyporales; Fomitopsidaceae
Exons: 3
Coding region: 219-1859 (546 amino acids)
Source: RefSeq, a predicted model, not a curated record
CACAAAGGCCACGGGACAAAAGGAGGGCCAAAGCAGGCGUCUCCUUUCAUCGCCAGGCCCCAUCUCCCGUCCCAUUAUCCUGGACAGCAUGGUAGACAUGCGCUAAGCGGCGCGCCAGGCGUAUAUAACACGUCCGCCUCGUCCUCCAUGCCCCGAGCUCCUACCACCUCAGCCGCCGCUCGAAUACCCAACGCCUCUGAUUUCACGCCACUAACGACAUGUCUGUAUCGAUAGAGAUCCAGCCACACUCGGCCUCGCUGGAUAUGUACGGCGAGCCGGACAAGUCCACCGCGUAUUCGCUUUCCGGAGACAUUGUCAUCUCCGUUUCGUCCCCAUUCACCUUCUUCGAACGUCGCAAACCCGUCCGCAUCGUACUGCAGUCUCUCACCAUGGUGUUUGAGGGCCAGUGCGAACUGAUCACCGAGGACACCGGCUAUGUCCCGUUCCGCGUCUGCAGUCUCUCGAAUGAGCUUCUCGCUGGGCAGACCAUCGAAUUGAGCAACGAAGGGCAUGAAGAGGACGACAAGCCCUGCGUCUGGAGCGUCGCAUACAACCUGGUCGCUCCUGGCUGGCUUCCGGCAUCUGCAGUCUAUGGUGACCACCGGGGCGAAGCCGGCACCCGCUAUGCGCUCUACGCGUCGGCCAAGUUCCUCACUGUCGACGACGACGCAAAUCGUUCGUGGUUCUCGGCUUGCUGUUCGUCGUUCCGCUCGCGUUCUCGUGUCGUCUCCGCGCCCAGGUGCCCCGUUACUGUGAACCGCUACAUCAACGUCUCCGGGGAGAACAGUCGCCCUACCGUUGACUAUAGCGUCCAGGCAGAGCCUCGGGCUGAUGUAGAGCUUGCAUCCAAGUUUCCUCUUCAUGUUAUGUCGAAACUACGCGCGGUCAUCUCAGUACCAACUUACGCCGACGUUGAGGACUCGUCGUUCCCUCUUUGUAUGCGUCUCCGCAUGCAAGAUCUCCCGGACGCAGAAUGCAAACGCGUUCGCUUGACCGAUUUCUCUGCUGAUGUCGAGCAGUCGGAACAGUGUCGCUCGGAGCCCUCUUCGCUGUACAAGACGCUCUUUCCCGUCCCUCCGGCCUCGGAACAGCCUCCGUGCAGACCUCUGCGCGACCCCAACGCCGCUCACGCUUACUACGACGUCGGCUUGGCAGACGUCCCUCCGUCACAUCACAGCCUCACUGACACCCGGUCGCUCCUCCCCAGGGACUCCUUCGGCCAAUUCGCUCUCGCCGGCGACGGCUACGUCUUCAAGGACGACGCGGCGCCCGAGAACGCAUCGACGUGGUUCUCGCUCCGCACGCACAUCCCCGUCGAUAACACGCGCCGGAGCUCCAAGACCGGUACGCGCCGCCUUCGCGAGACGGGAAUGAGCCCGCUCUUCGUCGUGAGCCAUAUGCUGCAUGUCAAGAUGACGUGCACAUACGACUUGUCGGAGGGCGGGGAGGAAGAGCCAGAGCGCGCGACGGAGGUGCUGCAGUUCAGCGUCCCGCUGCGCUUCGCGCGCAUCCAGCGCAACGCGCCUGAGCCGACCACGCUGGGCUACCUUUCGAGUCACGCACAAGUACCCUCGAUGGAUGAGCCGCAGGGUUCGUUGUUCGCGGCGCUAUUCCCGAUGGCGAGCCUACCGUAUGCACCAUCCCUCCCGGCGUACUCGCAGCUUUUCGACGCGAACGGGGACCGCAAGAUCGACUAUUCUGUGCCGCUUCCGGCGUACAGUCCACGUUCAUCCCCGGCCGCUUCACCGACGUCUUCCGUAACGAGCCUCGACCUGCUACUUGCCCCGGGCCCAAGCUCUUCGAGCAAUAACAUGCUGGACUACUCGGAAGCUGCGCUUCCUGGGUACUCCAGGGCAUGAAAGUUGCGCAUAGUUGCCAUCGGCUGCAUCCUCCUCCCAACGCACCUUCGCCUGUAGAAUUCGACCUUCGACCUCUCGUGCCUCUCGUUGCUCGUUCGCUCUUCUGUUGCUCUCACUGCCCCGUUUCUGCUUUCGAUGCGCUAGCGCCUCUGCUUCACUCGUUCCGGUUACAUCUCCAUGACUCUGUAGCAUCCAUCCGCCUUGACAUACCUGUAGCCAUACUUGCCCAUCGCAUGACCGAUAUGACACUUAGCGUUCCAGUUGACUCGU